UAAUACUUUUAAUAAUUUAAAAAGAAAACAAUAAUUACAUUCAUUUUAAAAAAUCGUAUUAUUCGCAUUAGUUGUCCAUACAAUUUAACACAAUUUCUAGAAAGUAGUUACUUGUGAUCCGAUAUUUUUAAAUUUUGUCUAUUCGAUUUUUUGUUUACUUUAAAGUGACCUUAAUCAAGGUGACAAAGUUAAAACGACUGUUUAUGGGAGAGUACGAGUGUUCCAAUCGAAAGGAACGGAACCUUUCCCAUCAGCACGCGUCACUUCCAGGUCGACUCUCGGUCUCUUUUUGGGGUUCCCUUACCGCCUAGAAGAAGCUCAGUUUGCUCUCCCCUGUUCCACCUUUCCUUUUACCCUGCUGCAGUUGUUGCUGUUGUGGUUUGCGUUGUUUCCAUUUUUCCCUCUCUCUCAAACACAAUGCACUCACGCACACACACUCUGACGAGAGUGCAAGUUUCGGAAUUUUUAAUGUUUUUGUGUCAAAAAUCGAACAGCCGUCAACGAUGAACCACCUGCGGGUGCACAAAUUUAAGCUGGGCGGCAAAGAUAAUGCCGCCAUGGCCGAUUUACCACCAGCGGAUAAUACCAAUAACAACAACAAUGUUGGAAAUAAUAAUCACAGUGGCGGAGCCAAAGGAUUUCUAGGCAGGAUCAAACGUUACUCUGUGCUGGGAAAUAAGUUGGGACGUCGCCAUCUCGGCAGUAUGAAUCUGAAUCCGGUGAAUAACGCCGGUGAUAAUUCAGUUUCGCCCAGUAAACUCCACACCGGCAGCUAUAACAUGACCGGCAGUCAUUCGGAUGACCAUCGCCUGGAGAUUGGAGCUCCUGUAUUGAUAUCCACUACCACUCUAGAUACGGAUCGUUUCGACGUAACGGAGGCGAGACUCAAACAGAUUGGCGGUGGCAUAGCCCAGAACUCCAAUAUUGUGAGAACCUUGACUCCGAGAAGUUCGGAUGAAGAUGAGUUUGUGGACGCCAGGAGCAGUCCGCAGGAAAUGGAGAGGGAAGAAGAUCUUCGGAACUCAGAGGACCCAGAAAACAAGGAGGAUCAGGAUCUUAACGAACCACAGCAGGAGGAGAAGAAAGAUCUAGAAGAUCUCGAGGAGCCAGAACAUUUUGAGACACCCAAACAUCAGGUGGAGGAAAAGGAACUAAAAGAGGUGGUUCCGCAGGAAGUAGUACCUCCCAAAAACCCAGAACCCAUUGCCAUAGAACGUCCUAUUAGACGACCACGAAUCGGUCGCCAGCAUAUGCAAUCCCAGUCCGUUCAGAACCUGCAUCGCACCGAACUAAUGGUCUACCUGCACAAGUCCAAUUCCAUGGUCCUGGACAUGAAUGUUACGGCCCCGGCAAAACUUGGAUUGGAUUUGAAUCUACCAGAGUUGCCAGAACUGUACGGAGCAAGCGAACUCAGUUUGGCGGCCUGUGACAAUCAGGAAAAUCGGCCAGUCGUAAAGCUCCCCUCCUUAGAACGGUCACCCAUACCGAAUGGUGGGUUCUUGGCCCAACAACCGCACUUUAAGAGCCUGGACUCGUUUCAGCUGAAUGGGAAUUCGCAGCAGAGCUCCCGCCAGAGUUUGGCCUGCAGCAGCAAUGGGGACUACGACUUUGAUCUGAAAUCAGUUAGCUAUCAGAGCCUUAAUGCCCAGAAUCUGUUUGUGUCCAUUGACGAACUGCAGGAGUUGACGCGGCAGAUCAACGAAACGGAGGACUUUAGCAAGGAGAUCGAUCUGGAGUACUGCACGCAUCGCGACCAGUUGAGACCCAGUGAGCGCAGGAUAACUCUGCUGAAGAACAAAAACCAAACGCUGAUCAACUUUAAUCACAACAAGGAGAAGCUGAGGAAGGGCUGGCACGGCAUGAAGCACUGGUUGGGCGAGGAGGGCUCCAAGAUCAAGGAGGCAGUGCGUCAGCAGACGCCGCUGAAGCGUCUUGCCCAAUCCAGGAGCAAUCUCAACCAGUCCACGGCGGAUGCCAGUCGCCAGUCAAUGUCGCCGGAACGAAGUCGCCGCGAAAUGACCGAGAGCUGCGAGGAUGUCACCGAACGCACCGAAAUGGAGUCAUCCAUGUCGCACCGAAACAGCGAGGAGGAUCUGUCGCCGCAUGCCAAGCGGUUCAAGGAUGAGGGACAGAACGGCUUUGAGGAACUCCGGCGAUAUGUCAAGCAGGGCGGGGACUUUAGCAAGGAGCUCAUAUUCGUCCUGCAGGAGAGAGCCGACUCAGAGCUGAUCUACUCCAAGUCGCUAUCGAAGCUGGCCAACAAGCUGAACAAAGCUGGUAGGGAAAUCCCCGGGAGCGUGGCCGACGCCUGGCGUGGAGUGGCUACGGAGAUGGAGAGCCGCAGCGACAUCCAUCGCCAGUUGGCGGCCUCGCUCACGGAUGAGCUCGUCAAGCCGCUUAAAACCGUCGUCGAAGGACAUCACAAGGCGCGCAAGGCGGUGGAGAGCAACGUGGACAAGGCGGCGCGAGUCCUGGGCGAAUGGCGAGCCAGUGAGGCGAAGGCGAAGAAGGCCUCCCACACGGCGGCCCGCGAGAACGAGAAGCUGCAGGACGCGAUGCUGGACGUGCGCAUCCAGAAGUCGCCGUCGAUUGCCCUGCUCCACCAGGGACCCAACAAGCAGGCCGCCGAGAAGGAACUGAAGUCGGCGGAGAAGGAUUGUGUGAAGCUGGACAAUAAGCGCAAGAAGGCCGAGGAGGCGGUGAAGCGGGCGGAUGUGGAGUACUACACCCUGUGCGUCCGUGCCGAACGGGCCCGCGUGGAUUGGGAGAUGGCCGUGCUCCGGGGAAGUGCCCAGUUGCAGAGCAGCGAGCAGCAACGUCUGGGCAAUAUGCACAACUUUGCCCAGCAGUAUGCCCGUCUCAUCUCGGACAUGAACCCGAUCCUCGGCGGACUGAGCACCCGGCUGCAGCCGCAACUAGAGGCCUGCAAUGUGGCCAAGGACAUGCAGGUGGUGCGUCACAUCCGCCGCAACUCGGAGGGACCCAGUGAGCAGCUGCUCCCAGACUUUUACUGCGAACACACCACGCUGGCCAUGAACCGGGAGCGCCGCAAGCACGCCCUGAUCAAGCUGCUCCAGCUGGUCAAAACGGAUCUGGAGCGGGAGCGACGAUCCCGCGACGGAUUGAGGGGUCUGUCGCAGUCAGUGAACCACCAGGACAACCAGAACAUCACCGACAAACUCUAUCACAUCCGCUCCAUGCUGACCUAUUUGGAGGGCGCCCGCCUCAAGCUGCACUCUGCCCUUUUGGAGCUGGACCAUAAGCCCAGGACCACUCACCCACUGGCACAGCACAUUCAGAUCACCCGUGAUCGCACCGGACUGCAGCAGAGCAUCCUGAAGGUGCCCAACUGGCUGAAGAACAACGACAAGUCGCAGACGCAGCAAUCGACGAGUAUGCUGGCGCACGACAUUACCGAUAUAACCACUAACCAUGAGGAUGAGCUCCCCGAGGAGAACUGCUCCCACCUGCACAGCAGCAGCAACAGCAAUAACAAUAGCAAUGGAUCCUGCACGGACAUCAGCUCGGUGGUGAAGCCGUUCAACCGGAGCAAGAGCAACAUCGAGACCAAUUUCACCAGCCAACCAAAGAUAAUCUCGACGACGAAUGCCGCGGUGGCCGCGUCCGUCAAGUCCAAAACUCUGGCCAAUCUCCAGGAUGGCCAUCAAAACCAUCAUCAUCACAGUGAUCGCGGCCAGGCGGAUGGUGGAUCCAAUCAGCAGGACUCCGAUUUUGAUGAGUUCAGCUCGCAGGACGAGGACGAGGAGCCGGAGAAGCCGCAGCAGCAGCUGCAAAAUUCCAACCCGAUCAAGGCCCAAAUGCAGACGCAGCACUUCUACCAGAAUGCGCAGGAUAUGCAGAAGAGCCAGAAGGACGGAUCCGGUCCGAUAUUGGGACGCUGCAAGGCGCUCUAUAGCUACUCCCCCAAGCUCUACGACGAGCUGGAACUGAGUCCCGGCGACAUCAUCGAGGUGCAUGCCAAGCAGGACGACGGCUGGUGGCUGGGCGCCCUGCGCAACCACAUCGGCAUCUUCCCGGCCACCUAUGUGGAGGAGUGCGCCUAGAUGCAGGAUCCCUCCAUAUAGAUAUAUAUAUAUAAGUGCGAAUGAGUGUGUGCGACUGCCAGUAGAAUGAGUGUGUUGUGGAGCGAUUUGUUUGACAUAAAACCAUUGGAGGAAAAAGAAAUACCAGGGCUGAGAUCAAUAUUGAACCUGCCAACAUUUUCUGUUAUAUGACAUUUCUACAAAGCUAAGGCUUUAAAACAAACGAAAAACGAAAAAGAAACAUUGAUUUUGGAAAGCUCUUCCCCAGAAUUGAAAAAGUUGAAUUGCUUAUGUUCUCUUAAUUGAUAAAUGAAAAUCACAGAAUUAUUUUUCAACCAAAAAGGAUAAAUUUGUUAGGAAAUAAAGGAAUAUUUACAUUUAAAGUUUAAUUUCACAACAACCAAACUAAUUUUGUAUUCAAUAUGAAAAAGAAUAGCUCUUUAUGUUUCUCCAAAUAUCAGCAUAUUUGAUUGCUUAAAAAAAAUGCACCUUAAUCUAAUGUUCGAUUUAAUUUAACUUCAAGCUUAACCGAAAAAGCGAUACACAUAAUUAUUUCUAUUUGUUAAUUUUUGUACUUUCAAUGAAAACUUUAACAAGCAGAUAAAAAACAACCAUAUGUGGAUUACACAACAAUUAUUAGAUUACAGAAAAACGUUUAAUAUAAUACCAAUUUAACAUCUCUAAAACAGAAGGAAAUCAAGAAAACAGAAAAUACUUCAUUUUUGUUUAAACAUUUUUUUGUUAAAAAUGAAAAUAUUUUGUUUUGGUAAAAUUUUUACGAACUGCUUAUAUCUUAUUUAGCAACUGAAAAAAGCGAACUAGGCAGAUAAGUUUUUUCAUGGAAAUUUUCUUGGUAGACAAUUAAAUAAAUAAAUAAGUUGUUCAAGCGAAAAGCACAAAAUUUUUUGUAAAAUAAGGAAACAUAAAUUUAAGCUUACAAUAUGAUAUGAAAUGAAAAUAGUUUGCCUUUGAGUAAAUAUUUCUUUAUUUUUUUAAAGCGUCGAGAGAUUAACGAGUCCUUUUUUAGUUUUUCGCAAUAAAACCAGUUUUUAAUUUAUUAACCAUUAAACUCAUUGGCCAAAAACAGCAAUAUUAAGCCUAUAAUUUUAAACCCUGAUUUGCUUAGAAAGAAUAUUUGUCCGACCUAUUUUUUUGUAUCAAACAAAUCGAUCUGCUCUAGUGUUACAAAGUUAGUUAACCUGCCCUUGACAAGCUGCUGAUACCAGGACAGGCUUUUGCAUUAAGCGUACGAUGUAAUCUAAGAGUAAAGAUUGUAUAAUUUUAUUUUAUGUUUUUUUUUAUAUUUUUUUAACUACCAAUUAUUCUUUAUAUUUAGCGCCCAGUUCAGUCAUUUACCAUUUAUCGAUCCUGCACAUUAACUUUAGCGCUGGACGAAUGGUCCUCAUCAAUAAAAAACAAACUCCUGUUAUUACAUUAUUAUUAUUUUUAUUGCAUAUACAUAAUGGAACGACAUGCAUAUAUCAAUAUAGAUUAUUAUAUUCAACAUGCGAAAUCACAAAUUUUUUUUUCUCGUUUUGUAAUUACAUUUAAUAAAUUAAAAGUAUACAUAUAUAUAUUUGUAAAAUAUUAAAAACAAAAAAAAUAGAGUUUUGUGUAUAUCAACUCUAAUAAUA
Molecule: messenger RNA, 5677 nt
Organism: Drosophila rhopaloa
Lineage: Eukaryota; Metazoa; Arthropoda; Insecta; Diptera; Drosophilidae
Gene: Nost
Product: nostrin
Exons: 6
Coding region: 504-4064 (1186 amino acids)
Cellular component (GO): cytoplasm; plasma membrane
Molecular function (GO): protein binding
Source: RefSeq, a predicted model, not a curated record